Messenger RNA from Prorocentrum cordatum, 876 nucleotides. The record is from the annotation of a GenBank genome assembly. NCBI's taxonomy places the organism in Eukaryota, Dinophyceae, Prorocentrales, Prorocentraceae.
AUGAGCGCGCUGGAGGUGCAGCCCCGGCGGAGCUGGCGGCCGGUGCCCUGUGGAAAGGCUCCCGGAGCGUCGCGCCGGAGCGCCUGCCUGGGGCCGACGGUCGCGGUGACCAGGCGGCCGCUGGAGCGCGAGAGCGUGAAGACGGUGCUCGCCAGCGUGAGGGCGAAGCCAGAGUCUAGGAGUCCGAGCAUAUGUUCCGAGGCGGAUUUUCCCGACGCCUCGGGCUCCGGCAGUCGUUCCAAUGGGUCGGAGAAGACUCAGGAGAGGCUGGCGCUGUUUGCGCGCCGUCACCAGGGCAAGUUGGCCAACAAUCUUUCGAUGAAGAUGGCCACCAAAGUGAUGCCCGGGGCCGAGGCGGCCAGCGACUCCGACGCCCAGGUCGACCGGGCCCCUGCGGCAGCCAGCUCCUACUACCUCAGAGUGCUAGCCCCGAAGCACCAGGCCGCAGGCAAACGCAACUUGGCAGACAUGGCUCUCAUGUGCCGGCUCUUGGACCUCAUGGCCAAGCGGAAAACUCAGAGGGCCAUGGACUUUGUGGCCCAACAUUUGAAGGCCUUGGAAACGGCCAGCGUGGACGGCAAUUGGGCCAGAGCCAAAUUUUUAGAAUUGAUGGAAGAAGAGGGCGCCUCGAUGGUCGGCCGGUCAGAGCGGUAUAUGAUGCGAGCGGAGGUCCGUGCGGAGCAUCAGUUGGAGUCGCGCCCGAACCAGUACCACGCCCAGAACUACCAGAACCAACACCAGUACCAGACCGGCAAGGGCGGCAAGAAGGACCAGGCAUCCGACCCCGGGCGCACCGGCAGCCCGCUGGACGGCAAGGGCCUGGCUUACAUCCAGAGGGCCAAGGGCAAAGGCAAGGGCAAGCCGGGCAAGUGGUGA